Molecule: messenger RNA, 1703 nt
Organism: Pelagomonas calceolata
Lineage: Eukaryota; Pelagophyceae; Pelagomonadales; Pelagomonadaceae
Source: the annotation of a GenBank genome assembly
GAAUUUGCGUCAUCGAUGCAAUCAGCUCUGCUGGUCGUCCUUACGCGACGCCAGGAGCACCAGCGGUUGCUUUGAUCGGCGAAGGACUGCUCCACAUUCGUAGUUACCAUGCUGCGCGCGUCGUUCAGCACGGUCGCGCGCCAUGCGGCGCAGCCGAGGAUCCAGCUCUCCACGGCCGCGGCCAAGGCGGCGCCGACGAUCAAGGUCGAAGUGAACAACGCCGGCCCGAGCGCCGCGGAGCUCAAGGAGGAGCGCAAGGAGACCAUGACCAAGGCGGCCGCCGCGAAGACGAGCGGCAAGAGCGGCUGGCAGAAGUUCGUCUCCGGUGUUUUAGAUGUGAUCCGCCCGGCCUGCGCCGCGGUCCACACGCCCGUCAUGAAGGUCCUGGACGCGCCGUCCCGCCGCCGCGUGCAGAAGGCGGCGUCCGUCGAGGAUUUGCGCAUCGCGGCCGAGAAGCGGAUGCACGCCAUGUGCUACGGUUACUUGGCCGGCGGCGCCGAUGAAGAGGUCGCGCUGCGCCGAUCGGUAGACUGCUACAAGGACGUCGAGUUGCGCCAUGCCGUGUUGCACGGUGUUGGGCAUGGUGAGGUGGAUCCUUCCACGACCAUCUUAGGCCACGAGGCCAAACUCCCCUUCUUCGUCACGUCGUGCGCCGGCCAGCGCAUGUUCCACGCCGACGGCGAGGUCGCCACGGCCAAGGCCGCCGAGAAGCACGGCGUGCGCAUGGCCCUGUCUCAAUUAACCACCUCUACUUUCGAGGACGUCCGCGAGGCGGCCCCUACUUCCGCCAAGUGCCUCCAGCUCUACGUGUGGCGCGACCGCGCGCUCCUGAAGGAAGUGCUUGAUAGGGCCAAAGAAGUGGGCUUCACCUCCCUUGCGUUAACGGCGGACUUCUCGUGGGUCGGCAACCGCGAGCGCGAGACAAAGACGGGCUUCACCGUGCCUCCUUCGUAUUCGGUCCAGCAGUGCGUCGACGCGGCGCGCUCGCCGGCCUGGACCUUCGACUUCAUGAGCCGCGUGCCUUAUGGGUACAAAGCGGUCCCCGACGCCGAUUUCCCGGCCGAAUCCCUCGUCGACUUCAUCGCGCAGCAGAUGAAGCCCGAGUUCGACUGGAAGGACGCCGAGUGGCUCUGCCAGGAGUGGGGCGACACGGGGCCGGUCGCGCUCAAGGGCGUGGCCCGCGGCGAGGACGCGAAGCGCUGGCUCGACAUCGGCGGCAAGGUCAUCUGGGUCUCGAACCACGGCGGCCGCCAGCUUGAGAGUUCUGUGGCGCCGUUCGACGUGCUGCCCGAGGUGCGCAAGGCCGUCGGGCCCGACGUCGAGGUCAUUAUGGACGGCGGCGUGCGCCGCGGCAUCGACGUCGUGAAGGCGCUUGCUAGAGGUGCGGACUCCGUGGCGUGCGGCCGGGCCUACUUGUACGGCCUCGCGGCGGGCGGCUUCGAGGGCGUGGACAAAGCGCUCACGUUAUUAUCGAAGGACGUGCACCUCGCCAUGGGCUUGUUAGGUUGCCGCACGGUCGCCGAGUUGAAAGCUAGAGGCCCCGAGUUCAUGCUCCACAAGCAGAACUCGUCGUUCGUCUACGACAACGGGACCGGUCUCCAACCCUACUUCGGCGCGCCGCCGUCCAAAAUAUAGAUAUAUAUACCCUCCCUCCCCCCUGUAAACUUACUUGGGUCGGCCGGGGAAUUCGUGUUUACUAUCCA